Molecule: messenger RNA, 1578 nt
Organism: Dioscorea cayenensis subsp. rotundata (Guinea yam)
Lineage: Eukaryota; Viridiplantae; Streptophyta; Magnoliopsida; Dioscoreales; Dioscoreaceae
Product: IST1-like protein
Exons: 7
Coding region: 42-1421 (459 amino acids)
Biological process (GO): protein transport
Source: RefSeq, a predicted model, not a curated record
UCUCUCGUUCUUCUUCUUCUUCUUCUUCUUCUUCUUCUUCGAUGUCUCUAGGGCACAAAUCCCCUUCAGAGACCUUGAAGAAUCUGGUAAUGGGGGCUGGUUUUGCGGUGCUUCGCAAGGGUUUCAACCCCUCCAAAUGCAAGACGGAGGCGAAGAUGGCGAUCGCGAGGAUCAAGCUAUUGAGGAACAAGAGGGAGGUUCAGGUUCGUCAGAUGCGCCGCGACAUUGCCAUGUUGCUUGAGUCUCGACAGGAGGACACCGCCAGAAUCCGGGUUGAGCAUGUGAUCCGGGAACAGAAUGUUUUGGCUGCCAAUGAGAUCAUUGAGCUCUUUUGUGAGUUAGUUGUGUCACGGAUUUCGAUCAUUGCGAAACAAAGGGACUGUCCGGCGGAUUUGAGAGAAGGGAUCUCGAGCUUGUUAUAUGCAGCGCCGAGGUGCUCUGAAAUUCCAGAGCUUUCUCGAAUCCGUGAUGUUUUUGAGAAGAAGUAUGGGAAGGAUUUUGUAUCAGCUGCAGUUGAUUUGCGUCCAAAUGCUGGUGUUAAUAAUAUGCUGAUUGAGAAGUUAUCUGUCCGAAAACCUUCUGGUGAAAAGAAGCUGAAUAUCAUGAAGGAAAUAGCAAAGGAAUUUCUGGUUGAAUGGGAUGCAACAGAAUCUGAGAAGGAGCUACUUAAACCUCCAGAAGAACACCUGGAAGGGCCCAAAUCAUUUGUUAGUGCCAGUAGCAUGCCUGUGAAUUCUGUUCCUUUCCGACAAGGUGUUCAACCAAGUGAGCUUAGGUCAUUUAACGAUGAGAGCUCGGGAAUGCAAUUCAAGGACACAGCUUCAGCUGUUCAAGCAGCUGCAGACUGUGCACAGAAGGCGGCAUCUGCCGCACAGGCUGCUGCUUAUCUGGCCCAACAGAGUUCUAAAUUUGAUCAAGCAAGAACUUUUGGGACCCAAGCUCCAAAUUUCAGCAAAUUUAACAGUUCAGAUGUUUUACAAACUCAACCUUCAUAUUCUACUCAGAACUUUGAGCCAAAUAGUCCUUCAAAAAAUCAACCCAAUUUUGCUGACAGAGUGUCCAAUUCUCAGAGUUUUAAUAACUCCAAUUUUACUCCCAAGAAGACUGAUAGAAGUUCUAGCUACACUGUGCCCAAGAAGCAUUCAGACAUAAACUUUGACGACUCUGAUGGAUUAGAGUCAGAAUCUGACAAUGAAGAUGGGCUUGGAACGUAUUCCAGAAGAAGUGCUCCCCCUCCAGAUCGAGAUCCUCCAGUGCCACCUUCUUACAUUUCUCCUUCAGAAGACAAGACUGAUGCUGGUGAACUGCCAGGCACGAAUAAUAUUAACUCAUUUUCUCGUGUUCAUCCAAAGUUGCCGGAUUAUGAUGUUCUUGCUGCCCGCUUUGAAGCACUCAAACGGCAUAGAAAUUCAACAGGAUGAAAUCAAGUAGUCUACUAUUUUGCAUUUACAUGUAUUUUUGGCAAUAUAUUUUCUUUUCUGUUCAGGAAUCUUACUUACAAUGUGGUGGCUAUAUUCAAUAUUUGGUUAUCAAUAAAUAGUCAAUCAUGACUAAUUAAUUAUAAUAAUAUGUUCAUGA